GAAGCGGCCCUCAGCAAUCCUAUGGCACAGAAUCCUAUGGACCUAGGGCCGCAGAUUAAAUGUGAAUGGACAUUACUGUUUGCAAUGACACCACAGAAGGUCAUUCUGUCUCAUCGAGGAUACCAAACAAAUGUUUCUCAGAACUCUAGAAAUAAGCCAUCUGUGAAAUCUAAGAAAGGUCUUAUACCCACAACAAAUAAAAGAGCAUUAGAUGGCAAAGAAGUCAUACAUAUAGUGGAGUAUGAUGAUAAAAUCCGAGAACUGCUUGUACCCAGCCAAGAGCCCACUGUUUAUCCUGCUCUGCUGGAUACUGCUGAAUUCAAUAAACUUAAACAGCAAGCCACGGUUAUUACAGCACAGGAUAGAUUAAAUAUGCUGGAGGAAGCUGACAAGAAAAAGAAUAAGCUAAUAGAAGAAUGUAUGGCUCGAAAGGAUGAAAUGCAGAAAUUGUCUCAAAAGCAUUUACAUGGUCAAAAAUAUUCUCUACUAGAAUCAGAUGCUCAUCAGCAGGCAACUUACAUUCUCCGCAGAGCAUUUGAGAUUAAACAGGAACAAGAGGAUGAAGUGAAAAGAGCAAACCACCUUAUCAUGAGUACUAAGUGUCAUGCAAUACGCGAUGCACAGAUUGCUGAGAAGAAACAAAUAGAAAAGGACCUCAAAGAUGAAGAAUGUCGUCUUGAUGAAAUGAUGGAGAAUGAAAGAAGACGUGCAUUGCGUGAUGAAGAACAGCGUGAGGAAAAAGAGAAAGUGAAGAAGGAUCUUUAUGCGAAGCAGAUUCAGGAGCAGAUAAAAGUGAGUGAGAUAGAACGAAUCUUAGAACUGGAACGUAAGGAAGAGGAAAGUCGGCACAUCCUUGAGGUUCAAAAGCAGAUUCAGCUGGAUGAGCUAGAAGACUACAACAGAAAGCGUGCUCAACAAAAACAGAUGCAAUGUGAACUUAAUGAAAUCAAUCGUCAGAUUGAACGUUUUCAUGAAAUGGAACUGGAGGAAGCCCAUAUUAAUAAUUUGAGGAUUCAAGCAUACAUGCAGCAGAAGGCAGAGAGAGAAGAAGCUCGAGAGAAAGCAUUGAAAGCUCAGAGAAUGGCAAAGGAACGGGAAAUAGCUCGACUCAGGGCUCUACAACAACACCAACAAGACUUGCAGGCAGAGAUGGAUGAAAUCCAUUCCCUGAGAAUCCAAGAAGAAGUUGAGCGUGAGUUCAGAAAUAAGGAGAGGGCAGCAAUGCGCAAGAAGAAAGAUGAUGAUAUUGCUAUGAAAAAAGCUCGAGAAGAACAGAUACUUGACCGGAGACGCAUGGAAGCACUGGAGAUUGCUCGUGAAAAACAGGCAUUUGAAGAAGUCUUGAAGGUUCAGAAAAAGGCAGCUGAGAAACAGAAACUAGAUGAUCACAGAAAACAGUGUAUAUUAAAGCAGUAUCAUUCUGAUAUCAUGAAGCAGAUAAAUGAGAAGGAACAUGAAAGAAUCAAAGAAAAGCAGAGCAAGUAUGAAGAAGGACUUGCACUUAAAAUGGAAGAAGUGAGAAGAGAGAGAUAUAUUAAAGAGGCGAUGAAGAAGAAGGUUGAAGAAUUAAGGGCCCACAAAGUACCAGAGGUUUAUGUUAAGGAUAUUGAGAGGCAACUGAAGUUGGGAUAAAACUGAAGUGGUGUCUUCAAAGGAACCUGAUGCUCCCAACUUCAGGAAGAAGGGACUCUUCUCCCCUGAAAAUGAAGGCGGAAAAUUCGUCUAAAACAUUCAUAAAUAUCUAACAGACUCAUGGCAUCAUCCAGAGUAACGAAGUUCUGCUGUAUUUCAUCUGAACACAGUAAUAUAUAGAUAUAUGUGUACAGGAAUUUUUACAGCUAAAGAAUAUUUUCAGUUACCUUAUAUAUUUUCCAGAUGAGACAUUAGAAUGAAUAAAUAAAAAUAUAAAUAAAAAUACUAAAUAAACAUGUAGCUAUACUUCAAUAAUAUGCAACAUAAAAUUUUGAAAUAUCAUUCAGUACUGAAUUCACAAUAAUUAUAAGUAAAAUAUUAAUUUAUGCAUUAUUAUUUCAUUUGUAUGUGCAAUAAAAUAGAGCCCCAGAUAUAAUUUCAUGCUGAGAUCACUUAACUGUUACAAGUUCCUUGUCCCACAAAUAGUAAAGAAAACUCACAUACAGCAACAAAAAAUGGGAUUUCCUAACAUAUGCUAAGUUUCAUUAAAUCUUGAUGCUAUACUCUACAUCAGGAUUCACAAAGAAAAUCCAAGAUGAAAUCUCCAUGAAAGAAAAAAUAACAAUUAUUCAUUGUUCAGUUUCCUUAAAAAUCAAAUUUUUGUUCUAAAAUCACAGAAUGUCUAUUUUAACUAACAAACCCAUGAAAUUCAACUACUGAAACAUAAUUCCUUAUUAUAGUCUUGCAAUGUUUGUGCUUAAAAUGCAGAUAUUCCUCUAGAGAAUUAACACAGAAACCUGCCAAUAAAGUUUUAUCUUUCUCCUCAUGUACUCAAAUUUGAAUAUGACGUUAUUCAAAGCUUUGGUGCAAUGCCCUGAUGUCCCUAAAACUUUUUGGUAACACCAAUUCUUUAGAUGUUGAAUCGUGACAAGUCUUAAAUUACGAUAUGAUCAGAGUCUGGAUGUUAUGCAGACAUUAUACCCUAUACUGGAUCUUGAGAAGACUCACAAUUUACAUAUCCCAUUUUUAUGCAUUUAAAAAAUGACAGUGAAACUACCAUUUUAAAAAGUAACUUAUUCUGCCAUACUAGAGGUUAUUUGCAAAUUACUCAUAAACAGUAGUUUUAACUGUGUAAAAGGGCCUCUAUAAAGAAUAAUACUGAAACUGACACUCAGCAGAUACAACAGCACUGAAGGUUAUGUCCAUAUUAAUUUGCUGAAUUAUACACUCCCAAGUUCUGACCAAAAGAAG
Messenger RNA from Cryptotermes secundus, 2883 nucleotides. Its product is annotated as cilia- and flagella-associated protein 45. The transcript has 11 exons. The record is from RefSeq and is a predicted model, not a curated record. Bases 22 to 1632 code for a protein of 536 amino acids. NCBI's taxonomy places the organism in Eukaryota, Metazoa, Arthropoda, Insecta, Blattodea, Kalotermitidae.